Hansenula ciferrii is the source of this 1188-nucleotide messenger RNA. RefSeq names its product proteasome regulatory particle base subunit RPT6 (gene RPT6). The transcript is spliced from 2 exons. The coding region runs from base 1 to 1188 and encodes 395 amino acids. Gene Ontology annotation, cellular component: proteasome regulatory particle, base subcomplex. NCBI's taxonomy places the organism in Eukaryota, Fungi, Ascomycota, Saccharomycetes, Phaffomycetales, Wickerhamomycetaceae. Gene Ontology annotation, molecular function: proteasome-activating activity; ATP binding; ATP hydrolysis activity. The record is from RefSeq and is a predicted model, not a curated record. Gene Ontology annotation, biological process: proteasome-mediated ubiquitin-dependent protein catabolic process.
AUGACAGCAGUGAUUCAUGAAGGUGGUAUAAAACCAGUAAAACAACGUAUCCAAGAUACUGAAAUCCAAAUCAACUCAAAGACAUUGAAUUUACGUCGUCUUGAGGCCCAAAGAAAUACUUUGAAUUCAAGGGUUAGAUUAUUAAAAGAUGAAUUAAAAUUAUUACAAGAACCAGGUUCAUAUGUUGGUGAAGUUGUUAAACCUUUAUCUAAGAAAAAAAUCUUGGUUAAAAUGCAUCCUGAAGGUAAAUAUAUUGUUAAUUUAGCACCGGAAAUUGAUGUUAAAGAUGUUAAACCAUCAUUAAGAGUAUGUUUAAAAUCAGAUUCUUAUACUUUACAUAAAAUUUUACCAAAUAAAGUUGAUCCUUUAGUUAGUUUAAUGAUGGUGGAAAAAGUUCCUGAUUCAACUUAUGAUAUGGUUGGUGGUCUUACAAAACAAAUUAAAGAAAUUAAAGAAGUUAUUGAAUUACCUGUUAAACAUCCAGAAUUAUUUGAAAGUUUAGGUAUAGCUCAACCAAAAGGUGUUAUUCUUUAUGGUCCUCCAGGUACUGGUAAAACACUUUUAGCAAGAGCUGUUGCUCAUCAUACAGAAUGUAAAUUUAUCAGAGUUUCAGGUUCAGAAUUAGUACAAAAAUAUAUUGGUGAAGGUUCAAGAAUGGUUAGAGAAUUAUUCGUUAUGGCUAGAGAACAUGCACCUUCCAUUAUAUUCAUGGAUGAAAUAGAUUCCAUUGGUAGUUCAAGAGUUGAAGGUUCAAGUGGUGGUGAUUCAGAAGUUCAAAGAACAAUGUUGGAAUUAUUAAAUCAAUUGGAUGGGUUUGAAAAUUCAAAAGAUAUAAAAAUUAUCAUGGCAACAAAUAGAUUAGAUAUUUUAGAUCCAGCUUUAUUAAGACCUGGUAGAAUUGAUAGAAAAAUUGAAUUCCCUCCACCAACAGUUGCAGCAAGAGCUGAAAUUUUAAGAAUUCAUUCAAGAAAAAUGAAUUUAACAAGAGGUAUAAAUUUAAGAAAAAUUGCAGAAAAGAUGAAUGGUUGUUCAGGUGCUGAUGUUAAAGGUGUUUGUACCGAAGCUGGUAUGUACGCAUUAAGAGAAAGAAGAAUUCAUGUUACUCAAGAAGAUUUUGAAUUAGCUGUUGCUAAAGUUUUGAAUAAGAAUGAUGAAGGUCAAGUUUCUUUGGCUAAAUUAUAUAAAUGA